This is a messenger RNA of Vespa velutina, 8018 nucleotides long. RefSeq names its product trafficking protein particle complex subunit 10 (gene SIDL). The transcript is spliced from 12 exons. Lineage: Eukaryota; Metazoa; Arthropoda; Insecta; Hymenoptera; Vespidae. Gene Ontology annotation, biological process: early endosome to Golgi transport; intra-Golgi vesicle-mediated transport. Gene Ontology annotation, cellular component: TRAPPII protein complex. Bases 181 to 3729 code for a protein of 1182 amino acids. The record is from RefSeq and is a predicted model, not a curated record. Gene Ontology annotation, molecular function: protein binding.
AAAGGAUCAUCGUACGAGAAACUAAAUUCAUGGUUUAGCUUACUGCGACUUUUAAGGUACUUAAAAAUCGCCGUUCUAGUUGACAAAGCUGUUGGCUCUUUGUGGAAAGCAACGAUAUUGACCGAAAAAUUGUAAUGAUUGAAAGCAAGCUUGAAUUGAAACAAUCAAGUCUUCGUAGAAAUGAAUUGCAAUGGAGAGUCGUCUUUGGAUGGUAAACGUAGGGUCAAUUCUUACAUGGAUAGCAAACCUAUCGUCACCUAUGCCGGAGAUGAAGAAUUAUUUUCUACUUUGAAAAAUAGUUUGCUUCAAGCUAUUCCCGAGAGCACGGUCGAGUGGCGUAGAUCAUUUGGCAGACCUAUUAAACAGGUUAAACUUGGAGCAUCUUUUGUAUCAUUUUCCAGAGAUAUCUUGCCGAAUGAAAAAGAUUGGCAUCUCAUAAAUCAGCCUGUAUUGCACAUUUAUUGGAGUGAAUGUACUGAUAUUGACGUUUAUAAAACAAGCGUGAGAGAUGACAUAGAUGCUUGGUUGAAGAUAUUAUCUUCUUAUCACAUUCAAGACUGGAUGAUUGUAAUAGUGGAAACGUAUGAUCCAAAAAAAAGUACCAAAUUAUUACCUAGAACUACUGUUUUAGAUAAGAUUAGGAGUGACUUUGCUUCGAAAGCUGGCGACAGAUGCUUUGCUGUAAUAAAUCCUAUUAAGUAUAAAUCUCGUUCAACGGACACUUGGAGAGGAUUAAUUGGACGUAUUCGCCAUUUGAUGCUUACUGCAUAUGACAAAACUCUUUCUCGAUUCGAAGAUAUUAUACGAGAACGGAGAGAAAGCCGGAAUCUUCCUGGUUGGAACUUUUGCCAUUAUUUCCUUUUACAGGAAGAACUUGCAUUUGUAUUGCAAAUGUUGGGUUUAUAUGACGAAGCAUUGGUACAAUAUGAUGAAUUGGAUGCUCUCUUUACACAAUUCGUAUUAAAUUCUAAUGUAGGAGACACACCAGCUUGGCUGAAUUUAUUCCAGACACCUCUUAACAAUUGGGCUGGUGUAAACUUAAGUAAUGGCGUUAAUCAUCAUUUAAGAUUUCUCUUAGCCGAAUGCAAAGCAUCAUUGUUGGAUUUUAGAAGUUAUUUAUUUAGCAGGCAAUGCUCUAUGCUUUUGUUCCUUAAAAAGCCAUGGGAGGUUGCACAACGAUGCUUAUCUUUUAUUCACAAUACACUGAGUGAAUUACAAAUUCUAGAAAUUCAACGACCAGAAGGAUCUGUUGAGUGUUGGGCUUUCUUGUGUGCGUUGGAAGUGUUACAAGCAUGUCAAUUAUCGGCUUUUAGCAUAGAUAACAAUCAACAGUUGGAUCUUUGCUCCUUACAUACUGCAAGUUUAUGGGCCCUUGCACGGGAUAAGUUAGGGGCAUUAGGAAAAUUAUGUGGUCUCAUGCCUGGUAGCGAACCAACUAGCGAACAACUCCACACAGUUGUUUACCUUAUAGCAGGUAUGGGAGAUUCAGAACCACAAAAAGAAGGAAAAGCAACUCCGAUAGAUAAAUUGAAGGAAGCUUUAUCAUCUAAAGAAGUUUUUAAGAAACAAUACUUGGAGCAUGCAGAAUUAGCUAUGGGUACUUAUAAACAUGUUGGACGUAUAAGAUCAGCUAGAUUAAUAGGCAAAGAAUUAGCGAGAUUCUAUGGUGAAUUAGGAGAAAAUCAGAAAGCUGUAGCAUUUUUAUCUGAUGCUUUGAAAACAUAUAUGGAUGAAGGAUGGUGUCACUUAGCGGCACAAACACAAUUAGAAUUAGCGCAAUGUUACAAAAGAAUGGACGAUGUAGAGAAAUAUAUAGAAAUUUGUGCAGCAAUUUCUUGUACCAAUAUACUUCAUAUUACUGUACGUAAUACAUAUUUUGAAGAGAUGUUAGGAUAUAUGAAGAUGUUAACUUUGCCACAGCCAUUACUCACGGAACUUGGACACUCUUUUAUAAUACUCAGUAUGGAAGUUAACGUAAUGGACAAAGUAGUGCAAGAUUGUGUAGUUAAUAUUGUGAUUAGUGUACAAAGUUUGUUUCCUAGAGAAAUAAAAUGUACAGGUGCACAUAUUUCUGUUGAAGAAGUUCAAAAACCUUUGGCUUCAAAUAAAAAAAAAGGUUCAAAAGUGGCAGCGGAGCCACCGAUACAAUUGUUGUCAAGUUGUACUAUAGAAGAUAUGAAGCCACUUGAUCCAAGUCUAGCUUUAUUACAAGUAUAUUCUUACUUGAACUGCAAAGAAGACAAGAGUAUAGGUUCUGCUAGUGUUAUGCAUAAAAAUAUUAAACCUAUGGUACGACGUUCAGAUAGUGCUAAACAUAGAAAAGCUUCGAUAAAUAUGAAAGGUGACUUUAGCAAAUCGUUAUCGUCUCCUGAAUUUGUUAUGAAACCAGGUAUAAAUAUAUUUACAUUGACCAGGCGGGUCGAUUGUCCUGGACUUUACAAAGUUGGUCAAUUGUCGCUUCUUAUUGAAGAGAAGUUAGAAUUUCUAUCUCCAAUUCUAAAUCCACGAUUAUGCUAUGAAGUUGCAAAAACCCAACCGGUAAUUUCUUUAAAAUGUGGAAGAGAUUUAUUGGCUGGGCUUAUACAAGAUAUAGAAUUAGUUAUAUCAACUGGAAGUAUUAGGAUAACACAAGAAAUGAAAUUAAAAUUACGUGCAUCUAGAGGAUUAAUGAUACAAUUAAAUGACGCAGAAGCAUUAAUGAUUAAAGAAUUGGAAACGCCACUGCCAUCGUGUGAACCAUUUCAAACAAUAAAAUUGGGAUUAAAAGUUUUAGCAGAGCUCCCACCCAAAAAAGAUCCGUCUUCUAUGGAGCAUAAACUUAGCGUGCAAUGUCCAUGGGGUACAGAAGAGAAUAUCCUUUUGCACUUUGGUCCACCUUUAAUGACAAAUAUGAAACUGCAUACUGCUAAGCAGAGAAAAUUCGUUCAAAUAAUUGUUACAGGCUUAACAAGUCGACUUUUGCAAUUAUCUGACCCUCAUUUGGCAUCAAAUACAUCAAUGGAUUUAAAUUUUAAAAGUUUAAAUCCAACCGCUGGCCAACGAUUAGUGGUAGGUAGUGGAAUGAAUGUAUCAUUUAUGUGGGAAGUUGAAGUUGGCAAAGACGAAAAAACUACAGUACCCAUUAAGACUGAUUUUCGUGUAAAAUAUGUACCAAUUAACGACACCGAGGAAACAAGUAAUACUUAUCUGAAUGAUGAUCCUUUACAUAUACAUCAUUUGCAAAAAAUGGAAAAAGCUUCUAGUGUAUAUAGAUGUAACUUCGAUGUCACAGAUUACGUGACAUUAUUUACAGUCUCCUCAAGGGUUGAAGCAGGUGGAGGUGGAGGAGAAUUUUGCCGUGCCGGUAGUAUGUGUCAUCUUUAUCUUACAGUGACACGUAUGUUGUAUACUCCUAAUCCUAAUCCUCCACCUCAACUAAUGUAUGAGGUAUUAGCUGAUCAAACUAUGUGGGCCGUUUGUGGCCGAACUGCAGGAAUCAUUUCAUUAGAAAUAGUAGAAAAACAAAGCGUUACGUUAGAUGUUAUGCCUCUAACCAGCGGUUAUUUACCUUUACCCGUUGUUAGAUUGUCUCGAUAUAUUCCUGCAGUAGAAAGUAAGUCAGAUGUCACACGUAAAGGUGAAGUAACAUCAGGUCCGAGACUGGAGCCAUUCAGUCCAGGACAAGUCUAUAAUGCUAGUAAAGCUCAACAAGUACAUGUUUUACCUGCAGCACCUUCAGAAUCUAAUUAAGUUUAGAAGCUAUUCUUAAAGCCAUAUUAUACAACUUGGUUUCAAAGAAUAAAUUCUCGCUAGCGUGAUCAGUAUAGCAAAUUUAAAAGUUAAUUUGAAAGGCAAUUUACUAGUCUUUAUUGUCUUCUCAUGCAAACUUUUCUUGGUAUAAAGGAUUAAUACUUUCACUUGAAUGAGAUUUGAUUAUAACUAAAUUAAUGAUAGAUACAACUUCCUCUCUUUCUCUCUCUCUCUCUCUCUCUCUCUCUCUCUCUCUCUCUCUCUCUCUCUCUCUAAACUGUACCAUAAUGAUUGAUCUUCAUUCAGGAUUUUCUUCUUUGCUUUACUUAUAAAGUCCUAUCAAAAAACAAAGUAAUAAUACGACAAUAGACAACCACAAACGUAAGGAGAAAAAGUUCUUUAUUUGUACCGUGAUAAUGAAAUAGAAUUAAUAUUAGAUUAAUAGAUUCGUACAACAAGCAUUGUAAACAAAAUUGAAUAUCCUUACAUUAUAAUAAGAUAUAUUUAAUGUUUUAUAAAAAAAUCUUUUUAUUUUUAAUUUAUAGAUAUUCAAUACUAAUUUUUCUUUUUUCUUUUGAUCAAUUUCAAACGAUGAUAAUAUUAUUUCAUCCAACUACAUUUAUAAUAUUUGUUUUCUGAGAGAAUUACUCUGUUGAGCUAUGUAUUAUAAUAUGAUGCCAUACUUAUUACAUAGCAUAAGAAAGUAAAGAAUUUAUAUGACGCAUUAAGAAGAGAACAAUCGGUAUGAAAUUUAUCUUUAUUAGGUAAUUGUGAGAUGAUAUCAGAAAAUGAAAAUCUAUGAUCUGGUUUUAAUUUGUAUUUGAGAAAAAAAAAAUAAUUGCUGCAUAAAAUAAAAAAUUUUGUAGUAUUUUCAUAUUUUUAAAUUUUAUCAUACUAUUAUUAUAAAGAAGUAAAUUUAAUAUCGAUUGUCCACUUUGAUGUUAAUAUGGAAAAAGAUUAGAGUAUAAUUCUGAAUGAAAUGUUUACCAUUUAGAUAUAUGGUACCUGUGCUCUAAACUAAAAUAUAAAACUGUUUUAUAGUUUUUUAUCAAAUAAUGUAUAUUAUCUGCAUCAAUCAUGAUAGUUACAUUCUUAAUCCAAUAAGUGCUUCUUCGCAAUUUGCCCUAAAUAUUGAUCUAAAAACUCUCAUUAAAUCUAAUCUGUACACAUGACAUCGAAUAUUUUCGAGGAUCGAUAAAAGAGGCGUGCAUACGCGCCGCAUAUAUGUGUGACAAAAAUAUGAUAAAAAUUAACAUUGAAGAAGGUAGAAGUAUCUGUAUAUUCUUACUUUCGUGCCAAUAUAGGAAUUUUUUUCACUUUAAUUACACAUAGAUUUUCUAUCACAUUAUUUAAUUAUAUAUCUUUUUUUGUUUAUUUUUACAAACGUUCAAAACUUUGUGAUAUUUGUGAUUAUCUUUUUUAUUUACUAGCAAUUCAACUUUUAGAUGAAUAGAGUAUUGAAAUAUAAUGAAUUAUAUUAUUAUCUUUAUCUUUACAAACAAUUAAUUGUAUUUUUACUUUAUAUCGAGAAAUCUAAAUUAUAAAGAAAAGUAAUAGAGCAGUAGUGCCUAUUAGAAAAUGUUAUAAAAAUGAUGUAUUAUUAAUAAUGCUAAAAUACUAAUUUUUCUAAAUUAUCUAGUUAUUGGCCAGUGAUACAAAAAAUAGAAUCACAUCUAUAUAACUAUAACAUUUUAAUUUUACACAACAAACUGUUUACUCAAUUUGGAUAUGGCCUUAAUAUUUUAAGUUCUCACACGAAUACAUAGAAUCAUUUUUAGAAUACCUUACAUUUGUUUGACCGAUAUUAAUUUACAUAGUAAUUAAAAUCAGAUUAUCUAUUAAAAACAUUACUGUAAUAACUGUAUUAAAAAGCAUGAAUUAUAUGUAUAUUUCUGCAAAUGCAACUCAAAUUGUGUGUGUGUGUGUGUGUGUGUGUGUGUGCGUGUGUGUAUAUAUAUACAUGAGUUAUAGAAAUAGUUAAUAUUAAUAAAUUGAGAUAUAAAUUUUGUAUUAAUUUAAAUUAAAUGAGCAAUUUUUGUAAUGACAGAAUAAGAUUAUAUGUCUGUAAGCUCAGACAUUUAAUCAAAAGUCAGUAACUUGGUAUCUUUCACUGCACUCAUAGUUACUAUAAAUAUGUAAAAAGCAGGACAGAUUUACAUUUACAAGUACUUGCAUCGAAAAUUUAUGUCUUGGUAUACAGAAUCGUGUUCUAUUAAUAUGUAUUUAUGUUGCCAUGUUAUUCUGCAUAUAGAUUAGUUUUGAUUGAAUAUAAUUUUUUUUUUAUUCAAGAUGUAAAUAUGAUAAAUGUUAUAAUAUUCUAUAUAAGUGAUAAUUAUAUAUUUUAUACGUUAUCAGAGCUCUAAAAAUUAUUUAGUAUUUAUAGUAGUAUAAAAUAUACAUUUGUAAAAUGUGGGAAGAUAUUUUUAUUUGGUAUUAUAUCAAAAUAAUUAACUCAUUUUUUCUAUUGCAUAAUAUAUAAACAUUAUCUAUAAUCAUCGUUUAUUACUUAAGAAUGUUUAAUAAUUUUGUUUUUUAUGUGCUGAAGUAAAAAUAUCUGCAUAUAUAAACAAAUUGAUAAUAUUUUGAAAUACCAAAAGGAUACUGUUGUCAUAUCAAAAGAAAUAAUUGCACUUAUAUGUUUUAUUUAAUAUUUGUACAAUGAGUUAUAAAAUAGAAAAAGAAAUAUUGUAAUUAUAUUAUUUUAGUAUUGUAUCAUAGAAUUGUUAUACCAAUGUGACUGUUUUAAAAAAGGAAAAAAUAUUAUAUGUACAUGGUACACAGGUGCAUAAAAUGUAAAUUAACAAGAAGCAGUGUGUCUUCUCUUUUAUAGAUUUUUCACAAAAUAUUAUACAAAAAAUUAUUUAUUUUUCUUAUGAUCAUUGAAUAAUCCUUGAGUUGAAGAUAUUGGCAAAAAAUGUUAAUAAGUCUGAAAUUUCUUGUUAUUCAAUUUAUUUAUACUCUCCACAUUAUUUUUUUUAUUGUUUUCUUAGUAUACUUUUCUGAUACACACAUAUAUAUAUAUAUAUAUACUAUUGUAUAUAUAGUCAAAGUACCAAAUAAAAUAUAUAAAGCUCUCCUUACAUUAUUCUUGAAGCAAUUGCAUAGAAUUAUAUUGUAAAUGUGAAGGUUUUAUAUAUAAUAUUAUAACAAAUAUGAUUAGAUACUAAAACGAGUAUUUCUGAUUUAUUUAAAUUAUCUAAUUACACAUAUUGUUUCGGUUAUUUAUAUUUUCUCAUGAAGUUGUUUUGAUUUAAUGUACACUUUUUCACCGGCACAGUCCUCUAGCAAAGUUUUACUAUAUUUUUGAUUGAAAUUGCUGUACGAUAAAGUAAGUUUAUUUUUCAUAUAUAAUAUCAAACUAUAUAUCAAACGUUAAUAAAAGACAUUUGUAUGAAACAAUGAUGUAUGUUACAUUGUAAAUGACACAGUGCAAUAUUUACUUCUAUUGGUAUAAACUUUAAAAGAAAUUUUCAUUUCAUAUGUGUCAAAGGCUGGAUGAAACACAUAAGCAACAUAUUUCUAAUAAUAUAAUAAUUAAUAUAUAUCUAUCUUAUUUAAUUUGAAAUAAUGGAUUAGUAAAUUGGCAUCGCAGCCUGAGUUAGAAGUAAACCAUAUCUUCUCUUUAACGUAAUUCGUUCUCUCGAGUAUUUGUCUUCUGGAGAGAACCUAGCUGGAAAUUUAAGAGAUUAUGUAGAUACAAUAAAAAUUUAUAAAAAAAUAUUACUCUAAAUGUUACCAGGAUGCGCAGACAUAGUCGGUUUUCCAUUUGGAUCAAGUUUCUGUAAAAUAAAUGUAUACAGAAAGUUUAAAUGAUCUAAUUAUUACUACAAUAUAAUUUAAUUAAUAUAGAAUAUUGUUAUAAAAUAUAUGUUCUUACUUUUAACGUAUAUAUACGAUCCCCAUUUUCAUUUAAAUAAUACAUUAGAUACAUUUUUCUGACAAAUUAAGUUCUCUAACAAAUACGAAAGUUAACCUCAACUUAUAUUCUCGAAACGUGCUUUGAUACUGUAUGGUAUAGUACAGUCGAUCAUUCGAUAUCUAGAGAAAUUGACGCAUGCGCACAAUUACAUUCCUUUCAACUUGAUAAAAGUUAUAAAUUAUAAAAUAAUAAAUUUUUAAUUUUUCGUGGAUGUGUGCGUUUCAUUAGUGUCAAACAUAAUUAAUAAAAUAUUAACGUUAGAAAAUUAAUACAAAAAAUAUUCUCCAUAUAUUUUAUCGAUAUUUGUAAAUAUCGAUAGAUAAUUGUUUUUUAUAAUUGUUUGAUAGUGCUAGAUGAUCGUGAUUAAGUA